Messenger RNA from Penicillium canariense, 1914 nucleotides. RefSeq names its product WD40 repeat domain-containing protein. Gene Ontology annotation, molecular function: ubiquitin ligase activator activity; protein binding; anaphase-promoting complex binding. NCBI's taxonomy places the organism in Eukaryota, Fungi, Ascomycota, Eurotiomycetes, Eurotiales, Aspergillaceae. Gene Ontology annotation, cellular component: anaphase-promoting complex. The coding region runs from base 1 to 1914 and encodes 637 amino acids. The transcript has a single exon. Gene Ontology annotation, biological process: anaphase-promoting complex-dependent catabolic process; positive regulation of anaphase-promoting complex-dependent catabolic process; positive regulation of ubiquitin protein ligase activity. The record is from RefSeq and is a predicted model, not a curated record.
AUGGCAACUGCUUCGGUCUCUACUCCGGUGAAGACCCAUCAUGGGCUCUUCUCCUCCAAGACGGCUGGAGGUCGGAUGCCUCUAACUCCUUCUCCGAACACUCGCGCGACUCCCAAGGCAUCGGAUGAGUCUUCACCCUUCACCCCUCAUAAGGCGAAUGCAGGAUGCGAGAAACCCAAGUCUGUCUAUGGAGGCAACCUGUCCUCAUACUUCGCCAAGUCAUCUGGAGCCAAGUCGGCCGUUCCCAAACCUUCAGUCUCUAAGCCUUCCGUCGCCAAGUCCACGGUCGCCAAGUCGUCGUCUCGGUCGCACCGUGAUUCUCCCAAAUCGAACAUUGCACGCACCCGCCAUUCCCCCAAGCAUCUGCAGCUGGGUGUCUCGGAUUGGUCUCUGACUGGUACGGGCCCGUCUUCCUCCUCUCAGACUCCCGUCAAGGAGCGUCCUCGACGGGAGGUGACUAGUCGGGCUCGCCCUACGAAGACUACUGUUCGCAUUUCUCACAACGCCGGUGACCGGUUUAUCCCUAACCGCACUGCUAGCGAGGGUCUUGCCACGACUGGUGCUGCCAAGCCAGAGGAGAACCAGCGUCCCAAGACGAGCGGUAGCGAGGGAUCUACUGUUCUGGCAUCCGCGGCCAGUGCCUUCGAUAUCAGUGGACGCGGGGCUGAGGAUGAUCUGACCGCUGCUUUGGACAACCUGGGCCUGGAAGAUAGUGAGCCUUCAAACUACACCCGCCCAGCACCUGAUGCUGUUGCCUACGAGUCAUCGCUGGCAAAUGCCUGUGGUGUGAACUUGAAUACUCGCAUCCUUGCGUUCAAACCCCCACCUCCUGAGUCAUCGAAGCCGAUUGAUCUACGCGCUCAAUACAACCGUCCUCUCCGCCCUGCCAAGUCUCAGAAUGCUCAGUUCCGCCGUCGAGUCCAGACUGCCCCAGAGCGUGUCUUGGACGCGCCUGGUCUGCUGGAUGAUUACUACCUGAAUUUGCUGGACUGGAGCUCUGGAAACCAGGUCGCCAUUGGCCUGGAGCGCAACGUCUAUGUCUGGUCUGCCGAAUCUGGCACAGUCAGCUGCCUUCUGGAGACAUCGCCUGAUACCUACAUUAGCAGUGUCAAGUGGAGUGGUGACGGUGCUUACGUUGGAGUUGGCCUUGGAACCGGCGAGGUUCAGAUCUGGGAUGUUGAGGAGGGCUCCAAGCUCCGCAGCAUGUAUGGUCACGACUCUCGCGUGGGUGUGAUGGGCUGGUCCAAGCACACUCUUUCGACUGGUGCUCGCAGCGGUCUAGUGUUCAAUCACGAUGUUCGCAUUGCUCAGCACAAGGUCGCCGAGCUUGUUUCUCACACUUCCGAGGUUUGCGGUCUCGAGUGGCGCUCGGACGGCGCUCAGCUUGCUACUGGUGGCAAUGACAACCUAGUCAACAUCUGGGAUGCCCGUUCCCUGAGCGCUCCCAAGUUCACCAAGACCAACCACCGCGCUGCAGUCAAGGCGCUGAGCUGGUGUCCAUGGCAAUUGAACCUGCUGGCCACUGGCGGUGGUUCCUACGAUCGUCAUAUCCAUUUCUGGAACACCACCACUGGCGCCCGUACCAACAGCAUCGACACUGGCUCGCAAGUCACCAGUCUUCGGUGGAGCAACCACUACCGCGAAAUUGUCAGCUCUAGCGGCUUCCCCGACAACUCGCUCAGCAUCUGGAGCUACCCAACUCUCGUACGCAACGUUGAGAUCCCUGCUCACGAGACUCGUGUCCUGCACAGCAGUCUCAGCCCCGAUGGCCAGAUCCUGGCUACCGCCGCUGCGGAUGAGAGCUUGAAGUUCUGGAAGGUGUUUGAGCGCAAGGCCGGUAGCAGCGCCGCUGCAUCCCGUGAGGGCGGUGUUGGUAGCAAGGCCCAAUUAACCAAGUCAAUGACCAUCCGCUGA